AUGGAACCAGAUUCCCAUGUCCAUUCUUUUCAAUACAAAGACGGCAAGUUUCACGCCGACAUUUCAUGGAACCCGACAAAAGUCAAAGUUGAAAUGCAUACAAGCGUUGGUUUUAUUCAAAUCCCCACCCUACAACUAUCCGAGAGUAGGGAGAAUCUACCCAAAUUCGAUACGGCCAGCUGCAACGCUGCGACAAACCCAUUGCUCCCAGCGUCAGACUUAGCAAAUCGUCGCGAAGCAACGGAGGACAACAUGCGCAGCACAGGCAGCACGGACGGCAUAGAUGACAACGACGGGAACGACCUCAGCAACUCGGGCGAGUGCGUAGAAAUACGCCGCUCAGACAUGGUCACUGUGAGCAACGAGGAAUUGUGCGAUGUAAACGGCUCGAAUGACAUGCGCAACACGGGGGCUGUGGGAGCCACGGGUCCGUUACCCGGCGUCGAAAGUAACGAGAAGGCCGGAGUCAUGGGAGAGAUUGGACGACUCGGGAAAGGCUCUGAUCUCGUCCAAAGCUCCGCACAACGUCGCUACAAGCUGCGAGUUGGAGUCAACCUUCAAAAGUUAGCAUCUGACCACCAGUAA
Messenger RNA from Akanthomyces muscarius, 585 nucleotides. RefSeq lists its product as uncharacterized. The coding region runs from base 1 to 585 and encodes 194 amino acids. The record is from RefSeq and is a predicted model, not a curated record. NCBI's taxonomy places the organism in Eukaryota, Fungi, Ascomycota, Sordariomycetes, Hypocreales, Cordycipitaceae. The transcript has a single exon.